Messenger RNA from Caenorhabditis elegans, 1253 nucleotides. The record is from the annotation of a RefSeq genome assembly. NCBI's taxonomy places the organism in Eukaryota, Metazoa, Nematoda, Chromadorea, Rhabditida, Rhabditidae.
UGAGUACAAUGUCAGAGUCCGAUUCCUGCUCUUGUUCUGAAUUCGACGAAUCGAUGGAUUUGUGUUACGAGAAAAUAAUAGAAAAGAAGAAUCUUCUGCGAAACAACAAAAUUGCCAUUCGCUCAUGUAUUCUGUUCCUGUAUCUUCAGAAAGAGUCUGUCUAUAGUGCAUAUCACUCGUUUUGUAAUGUUCUCGGAUACGGUUUGAUGGAAUAUCGCGAAUUCGACUUUUGGUACUAUCAAAUCGGAAAUGGAGAUGCUGAUUUAGACUGUGAAAUGAGGUAUGAUCCAAAAAGUCGCAGCCUGCCCGAUAUGCCUAUCCAAAUUGUUCAUAAAGUUCUGGAUGAUAUGAAACCAUUUGAAACGUUUCCUAUUCGUAAUGUGUCUCGAAACUUGAGAUCUAUCAUCGACAAUCGCAAUUCUGGCAUCAAAAAAAUCUCGAUGAGCAUGGGCUACGAUCGAUUGGAGUUGUACCAUGAUGACGAUGACGAAGAUUAUCGAUCGUAUACGUGUCGGAAGAAUAAAAAAAUUCGCAAUAAGGAAUAUAUGAAGAAACCAUUGGACGACGUGGCGAUUCUAUUGAAAAAUCCGAAUCUUAAGCUGGAAGAGUUCAAAGUGGAGGUCAAUGAUGAAUUCACUGAAAGAUUUGAAGUUGCUAACUGCUAUGAGAAUUUCAAGGAGACUUUCAAAGCUUCGGAGGCGGAAAUUAGUGCUAAAAAAUUCACGAUUGACAUGCUGGACCUGCAAGAUAUUACCCAAGUCGUUUCCCAUUUUAAACCGGGAGAUCUCGAAGAAAUUGGCAUUGAUGAGCUCUCCAAUAAGAAGGACGUGGAACAGUAUUUAUGAUGAUUAUGUUGAUGAAACAAUGGAUAUGUACUUGGCUCUUUUUGAGCUGGAGCAGUGGAAGAAGAUUAAGAAACUUCGAGUCUGGGAUCACCGUUUUACUUUCCCAAUUGAAAAUCUCUUCCAUUUGUCGGGUUUUGAGGUUAAAAUGGAAGAAUUCACGGUUGAUGACGCCAUCAAGAUUAGAGAUAUACUUUAGAAAAUUGAUUAUUUUCAAUAUUCACAUGAAAUCCGAUCACUUUCAAUCCGCAAUCAUCAGAUGCUCUACAAUUAAGGCUUCUCAACUCGCGAUGCUUUUCAAUCAUGAGCAAUCAGACGAAGAACAUGCUCCGUUCGUCUAUGAAACCGAGACGUCACGCUUCAAAAUUAGGCUCACCUUUGGCUAUUUGGAAAUUAAAAAAGAACAGUGAU